AUGGCCGGGAAGAGCCCCAUGAAAACAGGUGCUGUGGCAGGCAAACAGCCGUCAAAUCUGAAUUCUUUGAAAAACCGAAAUAGAGGCGGUAAAUCGGCACCUGCACUUGCACAUUCGACGCACAAUGCAAGACCAAGGCGAUUCAGUCUUAUAUACUCAUCGGACUCGUCGCUGAGUGCUCUCUCAGAUGUGGAAAAUAACCGGAAAAUGAGCUUCAAGAACCCCAAAAUGAGCAAGAAAUCCAAACGGGGUGUAAGUAACGAGAUGGGUAAGAAUGGUAAACUGAUACCACAAAACCCAGUAGACUCAAACAGUGGAUUUUCCUCCGAAAAUGGUGCCAUAGACGACGAAAGUGACAGCACCGGAAGCAAUAAUAAUAGCAGUAGCGACGACGACGACAAGGAGGACGAUGAUGCGGACGAUGGAAAUAACGUAGCAUCUAGCUCUACAUCAAGCUCUGACGACGAUGACGUUGACUUUGUCAAGCUCAGCGCAGAGAGAAAGAAAAGGGCCAUGCGGGCCAUGGGCGCUUUGAAGCGAGGCAAGUCACCAAAGAAAAGUGAUGUCUCUUCGAAAAACAUCAGUGAGAGUUUGAAUAAAGAUCGAAAGGACGACAAAGACAGCUCGAGUGAGGAAAGCUCGUGCGAAGAUCCAAUGGCAUUCAGCUUCAAGAACGAUGGCGGUAUCAAGUUUGGCAAAAGUCCCAAAGAAGCAGCGAGCGAUGAAGAUUUAGGUGAAGAGGUCAAUGAAAGCUCCUCCUCCAUGAAGCAUGUUUUGCCCAGCGAGAAUAAUGCUGUCGACAGAUUGAAUGUACCGCAGAUAUCCGAAAGCGAAGAAUCUGACUACGAAAUAGACCCUGACGCCUACCUCAAAAGUAUACAACAUGAUGAGGAAGAUAUAGUGGGAAUGGAAAAUGGCAUGGAUACUGGAGAAGACGAUGUUCCUCUUUUGGAUGAAGAGGAAAAUCAUAUUGUAAUGGAGCUCGAGAAUGAUGACGAGCUUUCAUUCAACGGUAGCAUUCAUGAAGAAGGUGAGGACCCCGUAGAAGCUGGAGCUGAAGGCGGCAAAGGAGCAAGGUUCAGCAGUCAGGCUUAUAGCGAAUACAAUGACGAAGAUGAGGACGAAAAUAUGAGCGACUUUGAUGAACCUUUCUAUGAAGACCCCAAGUUCGCAAAUCUUUACUACUGUGCAGGAAGUGAUCAGCCUCUUUCUCUCAGCACGUCUCUCCCACUGAUACUGGAUGACGAAAAGCGGAGAACCCUGGAUAAGAAGCAAACCAAGAAAAGGGAACGAGAAGAGUUGAUCAGACGUCGAAAGCUUUCCAAGAAGCUAGAUAAAGAGCGUAGACAGCGUUCUGCGGCUACCGACUUGGAUAACGAGGAGUAUCUUUUUGGCGUGUAUUUCAAAAGCGACGAAGAAAAGAGAAAUAUUGAAGGUAUUGAAUCAUCACUACGUCAGCUAGGUUCAGCGGCUGCUUCUGAAACUGAUUAUUCAAGCGACGAAGAGUAUGAAAACAUUCUUCUCGACAUCGCCAAUAUUCCUACCGACGAAGAAAGCCUUUCCUCUUUCGUAAAUGGUGGAAAGGCUGAUGAUGGUGGAGAGAAUGAUGGCGACGACGAUGAUGAGGAUGAUGACGACGAAGUGGAUGACGCUAGCAUGUCUAACGUCUUUAUAGAUAUCGACGAUCUGGAUCCAGACUCCUUUUACUUCCAGUACGAUAGUUCUGAAGACGAAAUUAUGGAUUUUGACGCGCAACGAGACCAGAAAGCGGAAUCAGGAAAAAUUUCGGAACCAGACGACAAGAACUAUGUGGAAACCGUCGUCUACAUCGAUGGUGAAUCGACUGAUGAGGAUGAAACACUGCCACCACCUGAUACCCGAAACAAGAAGAUUGGUUCCAAAGCUAAAGAAGUUGUCAGCGCCAAUGUUGUGGGCUUGAAGCCACCAAAGCUGGGAACCUGGGAGACAGAUGACAAACCCUUUAGUAUCAUUGAUGGGCUGUCCACGAAAUCGCUAUACCCACUUUUGCAAGAGCAACAACUUCUUGGACAGCAUGUCGUACAGCAGCAACCGAUGUCGGCUAGUGAACUCAGCGCUGCUGGAGAAAAGGAAGAACUAACGCUUAAUGAACUUUUGAAUAUGAGUGAACUUGACGAUGAAGAUGAAGCGAGUGGCACUGCGAACAACGAGGUUGCUGCUUCAGAAUGGUAUGAUAAACCAAAGGUCCCAUUGUCCGCGUUUAGGAACAAAGGUGUUGACGUCAGCCAUGACGAAGAGUAUAUGCUCCCAGUUUUUUCUGCCAGAAAGGUUCCAAUUGGCUACGUGGGCAGUGAAAGGACUAGACGCAAAAUCGAUCGGAUGAAACUAAUUCAGAAGAAAAAAAGCGAGGAACGUCGAAAAUUGAAGAAGAAGAAAAAGCUUCUGAAACUCAGAAGAGAGCGGGAUAGGCUUGAGAAGGAGAGACUUUCGGAAGUUGCUGCAUCUAGCGAAGCCGGUGGAGUUGAGGGAGAACCCACAACGCCAUUGAAAUUGGAAGACAGGGUUGCUGGCUCAGAAAAACCAUUUGAAGAUGGAACAGUCUCUAAUAUCGACGCCGCGAAUAAGUCCAUGGACGCCAUGGACUUGGACGACAUUCACAAUCUUCUCGCCAACACAGAGAAUGAUCUGGUACCUCACGCGGGUCAGGACGGCGACCGCUUAGAUGCCACGGACGCCGAUAUUUUGGCCACUUUAACGGCUCCCGUGGACGUGCAUUCUGUGGACGAAAACCAAAUCACGACGGGCGCUGCGUGGAGAAGACGUCAAAGUGUCGUUGAAGCUGCUGCUGAGAAUCUGCGUUUCACCAAGAGUGGUCUGUUCAGCGAAAGUGCACUAGCAGAUCUCGAAGAGAUAAUUGGUGGUUCUGGCAAUUCGGUCAUUGAGUUUAGCGAUGUUUUGCAAUGA
Molecule: messenger RNA, 2943 nt
Organism: Lachancea lanzarotensis
Lineage: Eukaryota; Fungi; Ascomycota; Saccharomycetes; Saccharomycetales; Saccharomycetaceae
Gene: IFH1
Product: LALA0S04e05556g1_1
Exons: 1
Coding region: 1-2943 (980 amino acids)
Biological process (GO): regulation of ribosomal protein gene transcription by RNA polymerase II
Molecular function (GO): transcription coregulator activity
Source: RefSeq, a predicted model, not a curated record